Messenger RNA from Salvelinus fontinalis (brook trout), 2852 nucleotides. RefSeq names its product syntaxin-binding protein 5-like. Lineage: Eukaryota; Metazoa; Chordata; Actinopteri; Salmoniformes; Salmonidae. Gene Ontology annotation, cellular component: cytoplasm; SNARE complex; plasma membrane. Gene Ontology annotation, biological process: regulation of exocytosis; regulation of protein secretion. The record is from RefSeq and is a predicted model, not a curated record. Gene Ontology annotation, molecular function: GTPase activator activity; myosin II binding; syntaxin binding.
GUAAAGUUUUCCAGUACCACGGACAGGGCUAGACUGCAGGCAAUCAAGACUGGGAGGAGAGGGCUGUCAACAACAGCGACAAAUCGUCUUGACUACUUCAUUUCACCUGAUUCCACUUUCGUUUACCUGUUCCUCUUCUUGGUUCGUGCGAUGGUUGACUUUAUUUUCUAGUUUUGAUGCCAAGAGAGUGGAAGCGAGCUGCAUUGUCUCUCUGCGUAGAUUUGCCUCACUCUCCAUUCUGCCAAAACAGUGCGGUUUUAGUUUGAAGCAUUGUUUAGGUAGUGUAUUGGUAACUGUUUGAUCAUUUAGCUGGUUAUCUAUAUAGUUUGUCGCUCAUAAUUGUUGCAGUUAAUUGAUUUUAAUUUUGUAGUUUGUCUUUUGCCGUCAUGCUUUAUUGUAAUGCAAUUUUAGCAGGCUAAAGUAACAUGACGUUUCUUAGGUGAAAUUCUUACUGUGGCAUGCUCUGGUGCGCAAUAGACCUCCAUUAGCAAUUGGCUAGUCUCUUUUACCAAUAAGUAUCCCCAUCAAACCAAGAUAAACAAUUUUGUGGACGGAAGCCUAAGAGCACGAUGAGGUCCCUCCAGGACUUUUUGAAUUGCACUUAAAAAGGAGAGCGAAGGCGAGAGAGAGAGAGAGAGAGAUAGAGAGAGAGGCUACAGGAAGCGACGCCUGCCAACCAUUCAAAAACACCAAACGUACUCGCCUCAUCUUAGCCUUUGAAAAGAAGACAACUCUUGAUUAGGUUGCUAGAAUAUUUUGAUAUAGACGUUCUUAUUUCUCAGUAAACUAAAGGAAGAUGAAGAAGUUUCGGAAGGUACUGGAUGGCCUGUCUUCCUCCUCUCAGGGGGCUGUCGCGUCCCCGUCAUGCAGCAGUGCAGCUGGUACCCCGCCCACUCCCCAGGAUAUUCAUGUCCAGGAGACGCUAGUCUCGGAGAACUUUCACAUAUGCAAGACGGUACGCCAUGGCUUCCCCUACCAGCCCACCUGCCUGGCAUUCGACCCCGUCCAGAAGAUCCUGGCCAUCGGCUCCAGAACAGGAGGCAUACGCAUACUGGGCCGGCCUGGUGUGGACUGCUACAGCCAACAUGAGAGUGGAGCCGCUGUCCUCCAGCUACAGUUCCUCAUCAAUGAGGGAGCUCUGGUCACAGCAUGUGCAGAUGACACACUGCACCUGUGGAACCUUCGCCAGAGACGCCCAGCCGUCCUGCACUCGCUCAAAUUCAACAGGGAGAGGAUCACGUUUUGCCACAUCCCCUUCCAGAGUAAAUGGCUGUACGUGGGCACAGAGCGUGGCAACACACACAUCGUCAACAUCGAAUCCUUCGUUCUGUCUGGAUACGUCAUCAUGUGGAACAAGGCCAUAGAAUUAUCAACUAAAGCCCAUCCAGGACCCGUAGUCCACCUGAGUGACAGCCCGAAGGAUGAAUGCAAGUUGCUGAUAGGGUUUGAAAGUGGAACAGUAGUGCAGUGGGACCUCCGAGCCAAGAAGGUUGACUUCAGAAUCUACUACGAUGAAGCUAUCCAUUCUGUGAGCUGGCACCAUGAAGGGAAGCAGUUCAUGUGUAGUCACUCAGACGGCAGCCUGACUAUGUGGAACCUGAGGAACACAGCCAGGCCUAUACAGAUCACAUAUCCUCAUGGGAAGAUACUGAAGGAAGGGAGGAAGGAGUCGUGUAAGCCCAUCCUCAAGGUGGAAUACAAGACCUCCAGAAACAGCAGUGAGCCCUACGUCAUUUUCUCUGGGGGUCUGUCGUAUGACAAGGCUGGGGGACGGAGACCCACCCUGACCAUCAUGCAUGGCAAGGCCAUCACGGUGCUGGAGAUGGACCACCCUAUCGUAGAGUUCCUGGUGCUCUGUGACACCCCAUACUCCAACGAGAUCCAGGAUCCCUAUGCAGUGGUGCUGCUCCUAGAAAAAGACUUCAUCAUGGUUGAUCUGACACAGAGCAAUUUCCCCAUCUUUGAGAACCCAUACCCCAUGGAUAUCCACGAGUCUCCUGUCACCUGUACGGCCUACUUCGCCGAGUGUCCCCCGGACAUCAUCCCAGUCCUCUACUCCGUAGGAGCCAAGCAGAAGAAGACUGGCUACAGCCACAAGGAGUGGCCAGUGAGUGGCGGUACGUGGACAUUAGGCUCACAGACCUACCCAGAGGUAAUCGUCACAGGACACGCAGACGGAACAGUAAAGUUUUGGGACGCCUCUGCUAUUACUCUCCAGAUGCUGUACAAGCUGAAGACGUCUAAGGUGUUUGAGAACCCCGAUGCGGGUGAAGGCCGGGCAGUCGAGCCGGUAGAGGAGGACCCUUACGCCAUUCAGAUGGUCAGCUGGUGCCCGCAGAGCCGUCUCUUCUGUGUGGUGGGCAUCUCUGCCCACGUCAUCCUCUACCGCUUCAGCAAACACGACGCCAACACAGAGAUAGUGUCACUAGAAGUGCGUCCGCAGUUUGAUUCGGAGGACGUCAUCUCCCCAUCAGAGACAGAGAACAACCCGUGUUUCUCGGACACCAGUUCCCACUCCUCCCAGAUGCCCGGUAGCCCCGGCAACGGCUCACAAGACAGCCUCCACUACCUCAAGGUGAAGAGUCGUCCAGUGCAGAUGCCCCCGGGAUACCAGGCUGAGUUGGUGGUUCAGCUGCAGUGGGUGGAUAGAGAGCCCCCCCAGCAGAUCACCAGCCUGGACAUCAACUCUGCCUAUGGCCUUCUAGCGUUUGGGAGCAGCAAUGGCCUGGUGGUGGUGGACUACAUUCAGAAGACUAUCCUGAGGCGUGUGAGCACGUUGGACCUGUACGGCGCCGCUGACCCUUUCCAACGUCUCACACGCUCCCCACGCAAGAACAGACAGUCCACCUCAG